AUGUCUUUCGGAGGCCAAACACCGACCAUCAUUGUCCUGAAAGAGGGCACCGAUACCUCGCAGGGCAAGCCCCAGAUCAUCUCCAACAUCAACGCCUGUCUCGCCGUCCAGGCCACCAUCAAGUCGACACUCGGUCCCUAUGGCGGUGACCUAUUAAUGGUGGAUGAGAACGGCAGGCAGACCAUCACAAACGAUGGCGCCACCGUCAUGAAGCUCCUCGACAUUGUCCACCCUGCCGCCCGAAUCCUCGUCGACAUUGCCCGAUCACAAGAUGCCGAAGUCGGCGACGGCACCACCUCGGUCGUCGUGCUCGCCGGCGAGAUCCUCAAGGAGAUCAAGGAACAUGUUGAACAGGGUGUCAGCUCACAGAUCAUCAUCAAGGGCCUGAGGAGGGCCUCCACCAUGGCUGUCAACAAGAUCAAGGAGAUUGCCAUCAACACCAACGAGGCUAACCGCCGCGAGACCCUCAGCAAGUUGGCCGCCACCGCCAUGACUAGCAAGCUCAUCAAGAGAAACACCGAGUUCUUCACAGAGAUGGUUGUCGACGCCGUCCUUUCCCUCGACCAAGAAGACCUCAACGAAAAGUUAAUAGGCAUGAAGAAGAUCCCCGGCGGCUCCCUGACCGACUCGCUGUUCGUCAACGGUGUCGCCUUCAAGAAGACCUUCUCGUACGCCGGUUUCGAGCAACAGCCCAAGUCGUUCAAGAACCCCAAGAUCUGCUGCCUUAACGUCGAGCUCGAGCUCAAGGCCGAGAAGGACAAUGCCGAGGUGCGCGUCGAGCAGGUUUCCGAGUACCAGGCCAUCGUCGACGCCGAGUGGCAGAUCAUUUACAAGAAGCUUGAGGCCGUCCACGCGACAGGCGCUAAGGUUGUGCUGUCCAAGCUGCCCAUCGGCGAUCUGGCUACCCAGUACUUUGCCGACCGCGACAUCUUCUGCGCCGGCCGCGUCACCUCGGAGGAUAUGGAGCGUGUCGUCCAGGCCACGGGCGCCACCAUCCAGAGCACCUGCUCCGACAUUCUGCCCGAGCACCUGGGCACCUGCGGCACCUUUGAGGAGCGCCAGAUCGGCGGCGAGCGCUUCAACUUCUUCGAGGACUGCCCGUCGGCCAAGACGUGCACGCUGGUCCUGCGCGGCGGCGCAGAGCAGUUCAUUGCCGAGGUCGAGCGCUCCCUGCACGACGCCAUCAUGAUCGUCAAGCGCGCCAUCCGCAACAAGACCAUUGUCGGCGGCGGCGGCGCCGUCGAGAUGGAGAUCUCUGCCUACCUGCACCGCUUCGCCGACCGCGACGUGGCCCACAAGCAGCAGGCCAUCAUCAAGUCAUUCGCCAAGGCCCUCGAGAUCAUCCCCCGCCAGCUGUGCGACAACGCCGGCUUCGACGCCACCGACAUCCUCAACAAGCUCCGCGUCGAGCACCGCAAGGGCAACACGUGGGCCGGCGUCGACUUCACCAACGAGGGCGUCUGCGACAUGAUGGAGCGCUUCGUCUGGGAGCCCGCGCUCGUCAAGAUCAACGCCCUCCAGGCGGCCACCGAGGCGGCUUGCCUCAUUCUCGGCGUGGACGAGACCAUCAGGAACGAGGAGAGCCAGGCGCCACAGGCCCCUGGCCAGAAAUUGCCGCCCGGCGCGGCCCAGAGGGCUUUGAGGGGAAGGGGUCGUGGCAUGCCUAGGCGGUAG
Molecule: messenger RNA, 1674 nt
Organism: Sordaria macrospora k-hell
Lineage: Eukaryota; Fungi; Ascomycota; Sordariomycetes; Sordariales; Sordariaceae
Biological process (GO): protein folding
Cellular component (GO): chaperonin-containing T-complex
Molecular function (GO): ATP hydrolysis activity; ATP binding; ATP-dependent protein folding chaperone
Source: RefSeq, a predicted model, not a curated record